AUGGCUUAGCUUCUUUAUUUUUCAUUUUAAGAAUAAAUCCGAUAUGUUUGGUGUUCUGAAGAUUCGACAAAAUGGGUAAAUUACAUUUUGGAGUAUAAAUAUUGGUUGAAAAUAGAUUUUUCACAUUAAUGAAAUAUACAAAAAAUACAAGCUUCACUAUAUAUUUAAUUGUAUUUUACUUAUGUGUUGGAAUAGUGUAAAUUACUGUGAUUUUGAUUGUUACUUUAGCAGUUCUAGAAUAUAAUCAUACAGCAACAUCGAUUCCUAUAUAAAUAUUAAGAGUAACUUUGGCAAUAUUAAUGACAAUAGGAUUUGAACCAAUUUCAAGAAUAUUAAUGGGAGUAAUAUAAAUUAUAAUUAUUUUAGUAUUUAGCAUGUAAACCAAAUGAUAAAGGCAUACUUAUGAUGAGAUAUAUAGAAGAUUAAUAAUGUUGGGUUAGUGAAUAUGAAUUGCAUGCAGUAAUUGCAAUAUUGACUUUUGCAGAAUAUUUAUUAGUUGUGUUGAUAUUUGCAUAAAUAUGUAUAGAAUCUAAAGAAGUUGAAUAAAGUGCAUUAGCAUAAAGACGAGGUUAGACAAUGCUUUAUUACUAUUUAUUUAUUAUUGUCUCUUUGGUGGCAUAUUCAACUAUGUAGGAACCUAAAUAUACUUUAAUAGUUAUCUUAUUUUAAUUGGUUACUUCAUAUACAUUAUUUUAUAGUGUUAAUAAGCAUACACCAUUUUAUAAUACAAAAAUUUAAAGAAUAUGGUCUAUAACAGCAGGAAUCAAUUUUUGGACUUAAUUUAUGUUACUAUAUGCUUAUGUAUUAGAAGGUAAAUUUUUAUAGAAAACAUUUAUAAUAUGGAUAUUUGGUGUACCAUUUAUAUUUGCAAUAUUGGCAAUGAAAGAAUUAUCUUAUGUAGAUUUAGUAACAGCUUGUAUGAAAUCAACAUAAAAUGGAAUUGAAACUGUUGAGAUUUGUACAUAUAUUUUAGCUUUAAAUACAUAAAGUGAGAUUAAUUAAAAGUCAUAGAUAUUAUUAGCAGGUUUUAUAGAAUUUCAUAAAUAAUCUUGUGAUAAACUUGAUUGUGUUUUAUUAUCUAAUCAUAAAAAGAAAAAUAAGACUGUAAAUGUUUUUAAAGAUAGAAAAUAAUAAAUAGUAUUAUUAGUAAAUUAAACUUAUUUGGAAGGUUUAGAAUAAUUUCCAGAAUGUGCAGAUCUUAAAAUAUCUUAUGCAUAUUUUUUAUUAGAUAAAAUGUAAUUAAAAUAAUAAGCACUUAAUUAAUUAAAUUUAGCUGAAAAUUGUGAUCCAAGUUUUGAUUAAUAAUUUUUUAUAUAUAGAUAUAAGAGAAUUAUAGAAGAAUAAAUAUAAAAGUAAUAAUAAUCAAAUAACAAUAAUAAAAAAAAACUUGAUAUAGUUACUGAAAAAAAUUUAAAAUCUGAAAUAAAAAAUAUUCAUUAUUUAAUUGAAGAUUCUUGUAUGGAAUAUUUAUAUUUUUGGUCAUAAUUAUAAGAAGAAGUUCCUAAUUUAAAAAUUUUACAUGAACAUGGACAAAAAAUAAUCAAAUCUGUAGAUAAAGUAGAAUAACAAUGGAAUAAAAUUUUAGAGAUUGAUCCUUAUGAAAUUAAUACUUAUAGAAUUUUAAGUAAAUAUUAUGAAAUGAUUGUACAUGAUGAAUAAAUAGCUUUAGAUUUAUUAUUAUAAAUGAUUAAGAAAUAGAAAUAUAAUACAAGAGGAAAUGAAUAUUUUGAAGAUCUUUCUAGUUCUGGAGAUCCUUUGAUUGUUAUGUCUGUAUCUGUAGGACAUCCAACUGUUAUUUUAAAUGUUAAUAAAGCAGCAUAUAGUUUAUUAGGUUUUUCAAAAACAGAUUUAAUAAAUCGUAAUAUAGAUGUUAUUCUACCAUCAAUGUAAAAUUAAAUAAUAUUAUUAUUAUUAGUUAUGUAGAUUAUCACCUUUAAUUAGUUGAUUUUAUUUUUGAUAAACAAUCUGUUGAUAUUAAUUAAAUUAAUUAAUUUUAAGAAAGACUUAUGAUGCUUAAAAAUAAAUAGAACUAUAUUAUUCCUUGUUAUUCAUAAUCAUAAAUUAUAAAUACUAUAAAUGGAUUUAUUAUGACAAGUAGAUUAAGAUAAGAUAUUCAUUAUAAACCAAAAUGUCAUAUCCUUAUAGAUAUUCAUGGUAGAAUAUUAAAUGUUUCAUCUUCAUGUAUGCAAAUUUUGAAAUUGGAUUAGAAAUUUCUUCAUUUAAAAGAAUUUAAUAUUUCUAAAUUCUUUCCUGAAUUAUUAUUAAAUAGGGAAGACUAUUUAAGUAAAUAAACAUUAAUACAUUUUUAACUUUAAUGUACUUCAUCAAGAGGAUCAUAAUCUAAAGAUGAUGCUGUAAAUUCAUUUGAUGAAGUUGAAGAUAAAAUAUUUAAUUGUUCUCUUUAUCUAGUAGAAACACCUUAUGCUAAUUAAAAUGAUGAUGUAUAUUAAGUAUAUGGUUAUGUGGUUAAAUUGGAAUAAUAUAAUAAUGAAAUUAUCAAUUAUCCUUUAUUAAUUAAAAAUAAAAAAAUAAAUAAAGUAUUUAAAUUUUAUGUUGCUACAAAAACUUAUUAAUGUAAUUAUUUAAUUUUAUUAUUUUUUUUUAGUAGAAAAUACAGAUCCUGAUUAUACUAAUAAUGAAUCAUUAAUUGAUAAAAGUAUUAUUUGGGAAGAACCUUAAAAAUUAUAUUUAUUUACUUAACAUAGUAAUACAAGUAGUAAAAAAUAAUAUUCAUAAUCCAAACAUUCAUUAUUAAAAUAAAGAGUAUAUGGAGUUGAUAUUAAAACUAUGAGAUAUUUUGAAAAUUAAAUUAUUGAAAUUGAAGAAGAUUUAAUGGAAGAAAGUGAAUUUAGUCAAAAAAAAUAAAAUGGAGAAGAUGAAAAUGAAUUAGAUAAAUAAACAAAAAUUGAAUAGAGAAGUUUAUAAAUUAAUUCAAGAAUUGCUUUAAUUAAAGUUAUCAAUAAUUCUAAAUUACCAUUAAUUAUGUUAAGACUAGCUAUAUGUAUCAGUUUAUUAUUUUUAUCUGUAUUAAUAAUCUCAAUCAUUAUGUUUAUAUUAAUUAAUCAAACUUAGGGAAAUAUUGUUUAAGCCUUAAAUUUAUUAAUUGCUAAUAAUCUUAGAUUAUGUAGUUUCAUUAAAAUGUAAUCCAAUCUUUAAGAUCUUAAAUUUACAAACUUUUAAAUAUUACCAUAUACUUAAGAAACUGUAUAAGGUCUUUUUGAAUCUAUUAACAGAUAAGAACUUGCAGCAGAAUUAAAUCUUACUAUGGAUUAUUAAAUUAUUUUAUAGAAUGAAGAAAUUAUUAUGAAUGGAGAUUAUAUUAAAUAUUAAAAUGCAUUUAAAACUACAAAAAUUACAAUGAGAUAAGUUACAGGAGAAUCCUAGAGUUUCUUAUUUGAAGAAGUGAUUUAAUAAUUAAUAUCAAAAGCAAUCUCAUUAAAUUCAAGUAAUUUAAAUACUUUUAAUGAUUUUAAUCAAGAUUAUUAUUAUUUCAAUGAGAAUUUAUUUAAUUCAGUUCUAUUAAAUUAACAUUUAGCUUAAGAUUAUUACUAUUAUAAUAUUAUUUAUUAGACUGAUCAAUUAGAUUAAUUAUAAAUCUAUUUUUCAUUAACACAAUUAUUUUUAAUAAUAUUCACAUACUUUAUAAUUUAGAUAUUUUUGAAUAAACAUUAAAAUUAUUUAAGAGAAAUCUUAUCUUUAUUUAUGGAAUUAGAUGAAAAAACUAUAAAAAUAUAUGUAAAAAAUGCUUAAGAUUUUUUAACUGCAAUGCGUUUAGCAGAUGAUAAAUAAUUAGAUGAAAUUGAAGAAGAAUAAGAAAUUGAACAAGAUCAUUUUGAUUUAUCUUCCUUUAAUAAAAAGAAAAAGAAAAAGCAAAAUUUUUCAACUAAAGAAAUUAAGAAGAAUAUUAUUUAUGUCUCUAUGAUCUUGAUAUGUUACGCUUUCUUUUUUAUUUAUAUUUUCAUAACCUCAAAUGUAAUUUAUCAUCUUAUUAUAUAGACAAUAAUUUCUUAAACUGAAUAAUUGACUCCCUUAUUAAACAUUACAUCAAUAGCAGCUUCCUAAUAUAGUUUAAUUGAUAAUAUAAUGAGAGAAGCUUUUUGGAACUAAUCCAAAGUUAUUUUGAAUUUAAACUCUUUCACAGCUUUAUCAUAUAUGCAAAAUGUAUUAUAUGAAAUGGAUGCAGAAUCACAUCAAUUAAAUCAAUAAAACUCAGCAAUAUUGGAUGAAGAAUAUAAAGAAGCUUUUAAUUAGAUUUAUAUUCUAAAUCCAUGUUUAAUUUUAGAUGAAGGUGAUAAUGAAUAAAGUGUUUGCUCAUAAUUUUAUAAUGAAAUUCUAUUAUAAGGAUUAUCUUUAGGAGUGACUAAAUUCUUAGAAAAUAUUAAAUAUUAUUUAUCUUUAUACAAGGCUUAUGACCCAUAAUAUUAGUAUACUAAUUUACCAUAUGAUCUAUCAAUAGAUCCCUAAUUAAAUUAUACUUAUAAUCUAUUAAAUUAAGAUGAUUUAAAUUCAAAUAGAAUUUUUUCAAAGGUGUACAUGAAACCUUUAUAGAUUCAUUUGACUAAUAUAUUACAAAGCUCAUUAAACAGACAUUUUGAAGAAUUAAAAUUAUAGUUUGUUUCAACAUUUCUAAGUUUUUUAUUAUUAUCUAUAGUAUUGUAUUUUUUGAUGUGGAUUCCUCGACUAUAAAAAAAUUAAAAAGAAAUUUUUCAAAAUAGAAUAAUGUUAUCAUUUAUUCCUAUAAAGAAAUUAGAUUAAAUAGAACCAAUAAAAAAUUAUAUCAAAAAAUAUCAAUAACAAGAAUGA
Molecule: messenger RNA, 4803 nt
Organism: Paramecium pentaurelia
Lineage: Eukaryota; Ciliophora; Oligohymenophorea; Peniculida; Parameciidae
Source: the annotation of a GenBank genome assembly